Messenger RNA from Colletotrichum chrysophilum, 984 nucleotides. RefSeq lists its product as uncharacterized. Lineage: Eukaryota; Fungi; Ascomycota; Sordariomycetes; Glomerellales; Glomerellaceae. The coding region runs from base 1 to 984 and encodes 327 amino acids. The transcript has 2 exons. The record is from RefSeq and is a predicted model, not a curated record.
AUGAGGUCCACAUUGGUGCUUUUUACUGCCGCCCUGGGCUUGGUCCAGGGCUUGCCACAGCAACAGCCCGGUGGCGAAACGCCAAUGGACAAGGCGAAGAAAGUUCCACAAGGCAUAACGAAGGCAAAGGAUGGCUCAGUCAUUCUUGACACCACCGAGAAGGUGAACGGCCUUGACAUUCGCUUCCGCAUCAGUGGCCCAGCUGCGCAGUUCACAAAGACGAGCAAGGUGCCCGAUGGUAACAAGGAAGAAAACGCCAAGGGAGACCUCGGCUUGCACGUUUUACUCCACGGAGAUAGCGGCUCAUCCUUCUUCGACAUGCCGAACCAGGGUGUCAAGGACAAUUUGGCGGGUGUGACGGUCCUUGCCCCCGAUCAGAAUCUUCACUGGGGUGGUGGCAAGGGCUUCAACCGAACCGAUGGCGUGGCCCAUGCACAAGCUGUCAACGACCUUGUCAUGAAGACAUUGCCGAAGUACAUGGCAUUCAACUCCUCUAACGUGUACUUCACUGGUAUUUCAGGCGGAUCCCUUAUGUUGAGUGGAUACUUCAUUCCUGCGCACAUGGGAAAUUUCGCUGGAGACGGUCACGGUGUCAUGUUAGGCUGUGGCGCUAUGGAGCCUAGGGUGACAGUUGAGGCCUCAGCCCGCGACGCCUUGACGAAGACACGAAUUCACUACCAAACUUCGCAGAAGGAGCUGGACCGCCUGCAAAAGUCUAUCCCGAUGGCGAUGAAGGCCUACGAGGGCAUUGCUUCAGAGAAGGGGUUGAAGAAGGAGGACAUCAACAAGCUACAGACGGCCAAUAACAAACCGGACGGAGGACACUGCCAAUUUGAUGGAAUGGGCUUUGGAUCUGGAAUUCAGCUGGUUGUUGAUCACUACACUGCUGUAAUGAAGAAGGGUGGCAGCGGGGAGAUUCCGGGGAUUGGCAACGUGAACCAGGGCGUUUCGGGCCAAGAAUUGAAGUUCAAAAGCGGCAACUGA